AUGGAGGACGAUCGCAUCAUAAAGAGCGCGUGGACGCCCGAGGAGGAUGAAAUGUUACGCGAACAGAUCGAACGAUUGGGUGGACCGGGUAACUGGACCGCGAUCGCGGAGGCGCUCCCGGGACGAUCGAGCAAGUCUUGCCGUUUGCGUUGGUGCAACCAACUCAACCCGAACGUCAAGCGCGGGCCGUUCACGCCGGAGGAGGAUAACACCAUCCUGAUGCAGCACGCGAUUCACGGGAACAAGUGGGCGGUAAUCUCACGUUAUAUGCCGGGUAGAACGGACAAUCAAGUGAAGAACCGAUUCAACUCGACGCUCCGAAGACUGAUUGCGAGCCAGAAGAAGGAGGGCGGCGGCGCGACUUCGAUGCAGAGCGGAUCCGGGUCGGCGCCGGCGUCUCCCAGAGGCAAGGCACCUUCUCGUCCGCAAUCGCGAUUGGGCGAUGCGAACGCUCCGAUGACACCAAGUCGCUCGAAGCGCGAACGAUCGCUCUCUCCAGGCGAGACGGUGGACCAAGCAGGCGGUUCACCAAAGCGUUCUCGAUCGAGCGCCGAGGCAAGCAAGCUCAGCGAGAGGCGUAGUGGGGACCGCAGCAGCGGAGACUCCCGAUUAGACAACGUGCGUAAAGCUGGUGAAUCUUCCGCUACGGAGCGUCAAGGAUUGGACAACCUCAUUCAAGCGUCACUCAUGGAGCUCAAGCGCCUGAAGGAUAUCAAGGGCGAGAUUCACGAGUGGGGAGCGAUGCCGUACGGCGCGGUGCGUGAUUGCGGCACCCCGGAACCCGUGCGCUCCGAACCGGACGACGGCGUCGUGCCGACGUUGCAGAAGCCACAGCCAAAGCGGGGAGGCUUCUCCGUCAGUGCAGCGUCGGACAUGUAUGACUGGCGCUCGCACUCGCCAGCGCUCAGCGCCACGUUCUUGGCUGGCUUGAAACGAGUCGAUUCACUGGCGAGCCUCAACGAGGACGAGAAAGCACCGUCCCGUCCCGUCAGCGCUAUGGGCGCGCACAUGAUGACCGCUUCCAACAUGCUCGAAUCCGAUGGUUGGUACGCUCGCAUGCUUGACAACCUGGGCAAGCGCAAGGGUGACAACACCGAGGUGUCGUCCAAGUCUGUCGCCGUGGUGAACACGGAAUCUUUCGUCAAACCCGUCCAAAUCGGCGCCGAGGCGGCGUGA
Molecule: messenger RNA, 1176 nt
Organism: Ostreococcus tauri
Lineage: Eukaryota; Viridiplantae; Chlorophyta; Mamiellophyceae; Mamiellales; Bathycoccaceae
Product: SANT/Myb domain
Exons: 2
Coding region: 1-1176 (391 amino acids)
Biological process (GO): regulation of DNA-templated transcription
Cellular component (GO): nucleus
Molecular function (GO): DNA-binding transcription factor activity, RNA polymerase II-specific; RNA polymerase II cis-regulatory region sequence-specific DNA binding
Source: RefSeq, a predicted model, not a curated record